Naegleria gruberi is the source of this 351-nucleotide messenger RNA. RefSeq lists its product as uncharacterized. The coding region runs from base 1 to 351 and encodes 116 amino acids. Lineage: Eukaryota; Heterolobosea; Eutetramitea; Acrasida; Naegleriidae. The transcript has a single exon. Gene Ontology annotation, molecular function: protein kinase activity. Gene Ontology annotation, biological process: protein phosphorylation. The record is from RefSeq and is a predicted model, not a curated record.
AUGUAUGAACUGUUCUUUGAGGAGAAACCAUUCUUUUCCAAUUCUCCUAAAAUUCACAAAUUUUCUCAAUCACCACAUCAAGAUUCACUUGCAUUAUCCGUUCCAGUGAUGGUGGUGAGGGGUGAACGUCCUAAAAUUCCCUGGAAUAACAAUGAAGAAUUGGAGGUGUGGUUGAGAGAGUUUAUUGAACCAUUUGAGAAGAAAAAUUCUCUAGAUCAUGAAACUGUUUGUAACGUGUGUAGUGAUUAUGUGGAAUUGAUGAAGCAAUGUUGGAAUUCCAUUCCAAGUAAGAGGCCUUCCUUCAGAGAAAUAACACAGUAUUUGGAAAAGAUUUAUUCAAAACUCAAAUAA